Penicillium cinerascens is the source of this 2862-nucleotide messenger RNA. RefSeq lists its product as uncharacterized. The coding region runs from base 1 to 2862 and encodes 953 amino acids. The transcript has 4 exons. Gene Ontology annotation, biological process: dodecyl sulfate metabolic process. Lineage: Eukaryota; Fungi; Ascomycota; Eurotiomycetes; Eurotiales; Aspergillaceae. Gene Ontology annotation, molecular function: linear primary-alkylsulfatase activity; protein dimerization activity. The record is from RefSeq and is a predicted model, not a curated record.
AUGGCAAAUAAAAACCGACUUAGCGACACUUCACCCUCUUUUGACGAUAUUGCAGACUUUGAAAGUGCCGACCGCGGAUUCAUAGUAUCACGAAAGCAAUGUUUGAUCAAAAACGACAAGGGAAAGAUAGUCUGGGACAACGACCAGUACAAUUUCGUCAACGAACAGCCGUGCCCAGCAAUUGUCAACUCCAGGCUGUGGCGCCAGACUCAACUGCUAUCAAAGCAAGGGCUAUAUCGCAUAAGCCCAUCCAUCUAUCAAGUUCGUGGCUUUGACAUCUCCCACAUCACCUUUGUUGAGGGCAAAACAGGCAUUAUUGUCAUUGAUCCUCUAGUCUCGUGUGAAUGUGCCAAGGCAGCACUGGAGCUUUACCAGUCCGAGCGAGGUGUUCGCCCGAUAAAAGCAAUUAUAUUCUCUCACUCGCAUAUUGAUCACUAUGGCGGAGCGGCUGGACUAUUGCCGGAAUCCAAGAUAGGUCCUGCGAUGAACGAUAUCCACAUCAUUGCUCCUGAGGGUUUCAUGAAGGAGGUCACCUCGGAGAAUGUUAUUGCGGGACCUAUCAUGCGCCACCGUGCCGUAUACAUGUAUGGCUCCACUCUCCCCAGAUCUCCUGUCGGGCAGGUUGGUGUCGGACUAGGGAUGGGAAUUUCACAGGGCAAGACCAGCCUUAUCCCGCCUACCAUCGACAUUGGGCACACUGGACAGACUUUAACUAUUGACGAUGUUCGGAUUAUUUUUCAGAUGGUGCCAGAUACCGAGGCACCGGCUGAAGUAAACAUGUACUUCCCCGAUGAGCGGGCUCUUCUGAUCCCAGAAUGUGCAGCCCACUCUAUGCACAAUAUUACUACGCUUCGAGAGAAUCUCUGGAAGUGGCCACCACAUGAAGAGGGUUGCAGGUACAUCAAAUGCAUUGGAGGUGUGAAUGAAGUUUUGGUCAAGGCUGAGCUCUUCAUCGAGGAGAAGGAUUUACGAUUCGCCGCUACUUUGCUAGGUCACCUUGUCGUAGCAGGAGACCAAGCUGGGGGUACUCCUGCCUCGCGAGCUGAAGGAAAAGCAAUGCUGGCAGACGUCUUUGAGCGCCUUGGAUUUGGGAGUGAAAAUGCAACAUGGAGAAACUUUUACUUGGGCCAAGCAUUGGAUCUGAGGAGAGGAGACCGACCUCGGAACAGAUAUCCAUCCGGGCUAGGGAAUUUUCCAGUGACUUUGUCAAUUGAACAGUGGCUUGGUGGUUUGGCCCUUCGAAUUGAUGGAGAGGAAGCUGGAAAAGAUGAAAAGUGCACAUGCAUUGAUAUUCGCGUUACGGACGUACAGGAAACGUGGAGGCUGAUCCUCAGCAACGGCGCUUUGACUUACAGACAACAAAAUGACAGUAUGACGGGCGUGGAAUCCCAGAUAGAUUUAUCUCUAUCUCUAAACAAGCAUGAGCUGCAGCAGAUCCUGACUGGCAGGGAUGCAUGUGAAGCACAAGUGCUCGGCGGCGAUGUUCAGGCUCUCAAUAAAUUGCUUUCAUUUGCGGGAAUUACUGGAUAUGGCUACCCUCUCCUGGAGUACGGCAAAUAUGUCGCACAAUUUCCCAAUGCCUGCACCAACACUCUCUACCAUGACCGACGACUUUCGACUUCAGAUGACCUCAAAAUAAUUCGGCCCAACUCGGACACGCUGUAUUCCACUAUCUUUGUGGAUCUGUCCUCAAACGACCUGCAAAUUUCUAUACCAGAAAUCCCAGACCGUUACUGGGUUUAUCCCUUCUACGAUCUUUAUGGAAACGACAUUGGCAACAUCGGCAGUCUUCAAGGUCACCAGGCGGGAAAUUACCUCAUCCGAUAUACCAGUGAAAAUUUUGGUUUCUUUGUCGGUCCCCCGCCAGAUUACAAAGGCGAUCGCGUUGUUAUGGGUCAUGUCAAUCUGCCCACCCCCUACGGAAUAUGCGUUGCGCGAUUUGCCACGACACAAGCUGUCCAGGACCAAGAAGCAGUUUGUACAUAUCAGGAUCAGAUUCAACUGUGCUCUGUCCCCCGGUUUGCUGGACCUUUGGCUCCUCAGUUUCAGCUCUCCAUUUUUACUGCCCCUGAGCAUCAGCCGUCACAGAAGGUUUCUCCCGAACAAGUCGUCUUGAACUUGACUGCAUCACUAGCUCAUUUCAACCCUUCCUCUAUCUUGGAGGACAGACAGUGGAUUUCUGACAUACUCCUUCGAAGCGGAAUGAAAGAUGGUGCUUUCACUUGUCCUGAAGGAGUUGACAUCUCACAAGUCUCCGAAUUUGCAGACACUCAAGCUCGUGAUGGUCGACAGGCUCCUGGUGGCAUGAUGGACUUUGGUAAUGGAUGGAUUUCCGUUUAUCCCGAAGUUAUGGGAAAUUUUGGAUCAAACUAUGUUGCAAGAUAUUACAUAGCCAAGUUCGGCUAUCUGGGCGUCACGAGCGAUCAGGCAAUCUACCCAUCUCGACCAGAGGCUCUCAGGUUUAAAAAUGACGAAGCUGUUUUAUUACGCUUCUCUCGCCGACCUGUUCUCCUCAAGACCGGGUUCUGGAGUCUGACCACCUAUGAUGCAGACCAGUAUCUCGUCAAGAAUGACAUGAAUAGGUAUGUUCUCGGAGAUCGAGCUAAUAUGACCUUUCCGGAUGGGUCCCCACUCGAUGACGAAACCAAGGAUGGCGAGUUCUUUAUUCUGUUGCAACCCGCGGACGUUCCACCGCCAGCCCAAUGGAAAAAUAACUGGCUACCCUCGCCAGCAGGGGGUGGAAAGAUGUCAAUAACGUUGAGAUUUUAUGGCAUCAAGGAGGAGGUGAUGCUCAAAUCCUACGAGUUUCCGAGACUCGAGUACAUUAAAGCAAUCACUGAUUCGCCCAAGUCAUUGCUGUGA